This is a messenger RNA of Penicillium longicatenatum, 1413 nucleotides long. RefSeq names its product 1,3-beta-glucanosyltransferase gel2 (gene gel2). The coding region runs from base 1 to 1413 and encodes 470 amino acids. The record is from RefSeq and is a predicted model, not a curated record. NCBI's taxonomy places the organism in Eukaryota, Fungi, Ascomycota, Eurotiomycetes, Eurotiales, Aspergillaceae. The transcript is spliced from 4 exons. Gene Ontology annotation, biological process: fungal-type cell wall (1->3)-beta-D-glucan biosynthetic process. Gene Ontology annotation, cellular component: cytoplasm; fungal-type cell wall. Gene Ontology annotation, molecular function: 1,3-beta-glucanosyltransferase activity.
AUGGUUUUCUCUUACGGCCGUGUGUUUACGGCUGCUUGUGCCCUGAUUGGCACUGCCGCCGCUGUCACCACUCUUGAGGUUGAUGGCAAGGACUUUAUCAACUCCAAGACCAAGGAGCGUUUCCAGAUCAUCGGUGUUGACUACCAGCCCGGUGGUGAAUCCGGCUUCAGCGCUAAGAAGGAUCCCCUGAGUCAGCCCGAUGCCUGUCUCCGUGAUGCUACCCUCAUGCAGCAACUGGGCAUAAACACCAUCCGUGUUUACAAUGUCGAGCCCACCCUGGACCACAACGAGUGUGCCUCCAUCUUCGAUGCGGCCGGUAUCUACAUGAUCCUCGAUGUCAACUCCCCCUACUCCACUGGCUCGCUGAACCGCGCCAAGCCCUGGACCAGCUACAACGCUGGCUAUUACGAGCAGGUAUUUGGUGUUAUCGAGGCCUUUAAGGCGUUCGAUAACGUCCUCGGUUUCUUUGCUGGUAACGAGGUCAUCAACGAGGACGCUACCUACAGCGCUCCUGCUUACGUUCGUGCUGUCAUUCGUGAUAUGAAGCAGUACAUCAAGAACAAUGUCGACCGUACCAUCCCCGUCGGUUACUCUGCUGCUGAUGUCCGUGAUAUCCUCAUGGACACUGCGGCUUACUUCGAGUGCUCCAUGUCCAACUCCACCGAGUCAACUGCUGACUUCUUCGGUCUGAACUCUUACUCUUGGUGUGGUGAUGCCUCUUACAAGUCCUCUGGAUAUGACGUUCUCACUGAGGACUUCUCCAACGCCACUCUGCCCGUCUUCUUCUCUGAGUACGGAUGCAACGAGGUUACUCCCCGUACCUUUACCGAGGUUCAGGCUCUGUACGGCGAGGACAUGACUCAGGCUUUCUCUGGUGGUCUUGUUUACGAGUGGACCCAGGAGGACAACAACUACGGUCUCGUCAACGUCAACAGCUCCUCCGUCGUCACUACCCUGAUUGACUUCGACAACUUGAAGAAGCAGUUCAACAAGCUCGAUAUGGACCGCAUCUCGACUGCGAACAAGACCCAGACUAGCAUCUCUGCUCCCGAGUGUGCUGCUGAUCUUAUUACCAGCUCUGACUUCUACAAUGCCUGGGACUUGCCCGAGGCUCCUUCCAAGGUCUCUGACUACAUCAAGAGCGGUCUGCCCAACGCCCCCUCUGGCUCUGUUGUCUCUGUUACCAGCACCUCCCUCUCCCAGACUGUGUACGACUACACCGGUGCCCAGAUCACUGGCCUCACUUUCAAGAUCCUGAGCGAUGACGAGAGUGCUGGCCCCAGCGGUAGCAGCUCGUCUUCCUCUUCCUCGGGAACCUCUACCUCCACCAGCAACGCUGCCAUGGUCAACGGCGCCCCACUUGCCCUUGGUGGAAUUAGUGGUUUCUUCAUGCUGCUUGCUUCAUUGAUGUAA